Melanaphis sacchari is the source of this 2159-nucleotide messenger RNA. RefSeq lists its product as uncharacterized. The coding region runs from base 717 to 2000 and encodes 427 amino acids. The transcript has 6 exons. Gene Ontology annotation, cellular component: mitochondrial outer membrane. The record is from RefSeq and is a predicted model, not a curated record. Gene Ontology annotation, molecular function: protein heterodimerization activity; protein homodimerization activity. NCBI's taxonomy places the organism in Eukaryota, Metazoa, Arthropoda, Insecta, Hemiptera, Aphididae. Gene Ontology annotation, biological process: intrinsic apoptotic signaling pathway in response to DNA damage; extrinsic apoptotic signaling pathway in absence of ligand; regulation of apoptotic process.
UGCAGUUGCUGUCAGUAGUCCGCAGGUACGCAACGUGUUCGGGCGACUGGCUGUCUGUGCGUGUGCGCGAGCGCGAUAGUAAGUGUGUACCUAUUUAUUAUAUUAUUAUUAUCAUCAUUGAUAUUAUUGUUAUAAUAAUAUUAUAAUCACACGAGAUCGUGUUGAAAAUCGACAACAUAAUAUCAAGUCACGCGCAAGUAUUACGCUGUUUGGACCGGGUAACUGUUUGGCCUAACCUAACCGGGUAACAGUGAAAAAUCGCGUCACUACAGUUAUCGUAAUAAUAUCAUAUUACUAUUAUAUUAUUAUUAUUAUUAUUAUCAAACCGUUAAAACCGCCAGACGUGCCUAACCCACGGUUUUUGGCGUACAAAUACUUCGACUUAGAUCGUGGUCCAAAGCGAACAAAUUGCGGUCUGCCUAGCAACGUAACUUAAACUUCGGCAAUUGAUAAGUGAUAACCACUUCGAACGCAUAACAUAAGACUUAUCUGUCAGAAAAAUCGGAAGAGUUUCACCGGAGAAGACUACGCGAUAACAAGAGAACCUUUAGCAGAAAACCGGCGGCAGCGACGACAACGCGUUCUCGAGGCAUCCCCCGUCACGUCAUAUAUGACGCAAGAAAAAGUAUUACAUUGGUAUACGUUUGGAAUGAGUUACUAAUUUGGGAAAUGCAAAAAUGUAUAAAUAUUCAUUGUAAAAAUUUCAAAUACAAACCAUGGUCAAACAGUAUUUGAAAAAAAUUUUGAAAAAAUUUAAUAUGCCCGGACAACUCUCUGUGUGGCCCGUAUGCCUUUUCAGUGUCAAUAAACCAGAAAUUGGACGCAACAAGAAUUCUCAUACUUCCUCAAAAAGGUGUAAUGAAGCGCGGCGUAUGUCCGAAGGUGGUCUCGUCAUGUCUUCAUGCGCGGCUGCCAACUUCAACAACAACAACAACAACUCCUCAAACACGAACAACAACAACAACGGUGUGGGCAGGACGACGGCUUCCGCCGUGCCCAGGCGCAAGUUCAGCUUCCCGGCGGUGUUGCAGUCGCACAGUCUGCACUCCGAACUGGGCGGCGUCGACUUCGGCGGCGGGCCGUCGCUCACCGUGGCCACAGCCCGCCGGCGGUUCAGCAACGUCAGCGACGUCGUGUCCCGGAAACUGUCGCACACCAUCGGCUGGCGGACGGCCGUGCCGACGGAACAGAUCGCGCGACAGGGCAAGGCGCUGUGCGCGCAGUACAUCCGGUGGAAGCUGAAGCGAGCCGGCGCGUACACGAAAAAGUGCGCCGGAGCGUUGCGCGCGGCCAGCGCGGCCGCCAACCCGGCGGCUCCGGUGGACGGUGGAAGCGGUGGCGGCGGCGGCGCGAGCAGCAGCUUCUUCAUACCGCCGCUGCAGGCGAUGGCGGCCGGCGCCGACCACAACGACGGCGUGCGCCGCGACGUGUUCCCCGCCGUGCUCCGAGUCGGACUCCAGCUGGAGCGGCUCGACCCGAAACUGUACGCGGCCGGAGCCGUGGCCGCCGAGACCGCGGCCGCCACCGCGGCUGCGUCCGCGGCCGGCAACCCGCCGGCGACCGACUCGGCCGUUUCGCCGCAGCGCCUGUUCCGGCGGCGGCACCAGCCGGCGUACAGGAGAAACGCGGUCACCGCUUCCGUCGUCCUGGUGUCCGUGUCCCGGGAACUGUUCCGGGCCGGGGCCCAGGUCACGUGGGCCAAAGUCGUGUCGCUCAUAUGCGUGGCCGCCGGGCUGGCGGUCGACUGUGCGCGUCGCGGCCGUGCCGAUCAGCUGCCGGAACUGAUCGAGGCCGUCGGCGAAGUGAUCGAGGACGAUCUGGCCGCUUGGAUACACUACAACGGCGGAUGGAUGGGGCUCCAGUCGUACUGCAAACCGGUAGUCAUCAACGUCGAAAAUCCUGUGUCCACUCAAAUCCUGUAUCUAGUGUCAUUGCUCAUAGUUGUCAUAUUUUUCUUGUUGCUAUUGAGGUGGUUCGACUUCAUAUCCGUUUUUCGAUGAACUGCCUACGGCAGAAGACGCCCAAUAAUAUUAUAUAAACAUAACAUAUAUAUAUAUAUAAAUUUAUUUUAUUACUACAAUAAACAUUAUAUAUAAGUAUAAAGUAGGUGUAUCUGCCUAUUAUAUAUAGUUUUAGAGAUAUAUUGUCUGUUAUUUUAU